Cercopithifilaria johnstoni is the source of this 510-nucleotide messenger RNA. The record is from the annotation of a GenBank genome assembly. Lineage: Eukaryota; Metazoa; Nematoda; Chromadorea; Rhabditida; Onchocercidae.
AUGUUCAUAAGUUCCAGAAAUUGGCGCCUAUCGGAUUCGAUGAAUGAGCUGGCAGAACGUUUAGCGGCAGACGGAGUAAUUAUUGAAGAAUGCGAUGUCCCGCCGGCAAUCAUACCUAAAGUUCCACUUCCUGUUUUUUAUAUGAAACACAAUCGCCUUCCUGUACCAAUGUCACGACAUUUUUGCCCAGACUAUCCCAAGAAUCUGAAAGCAUACUCGCCAACCCAGCAUCAGUGUUCUCUGUUUUCCAGACAACCUUCAGUGUGGAAAUACCGGUGGAUAGGACCGAGUGAAGAAAAUUUGGGUAAAGGAAGGAGGGUGCGAAAGGCAAUUGCAUUUGAAAAAAGAGGCCUUUGCUUAAGCCAGCUUGGACGAAUUGAUCGAGUUAGAGAGAGUCAUAAACCGAAAUGCGGCAGACCGACGUCGCUCACGCUGUCGUCAGCAUGUGAUGCUAAGAAAUAUUGUAAAGUCUGCUUGAGAAGAUAUCUUGGAAAGACAGAGAACGCUUGA